GUAUAAAUGAACUAAAUAAUAUAACUAGCUUUUCAUAUAUAUAUCUAACACAUUCGUCUCAGUUGUUUUGGUAAGAAAGUAACGGUCAAAAUAUUCUGAACGAAAAGAAAUGGCGACGACGUCUAUGAAUUCUUUCUCGUUAUCCAUGCAACAGACACCACCAGGACAUCCGUCCUUUGUCAACCUUGACCCAAAAUACACAUGUCUCAAGUGCAGAGAUAUACUAAGAGAUGCCGUACAAACACUUUGUGGACACAGAAUGUGUGAGGUGUGUGCAGCUAAGGUGUUUGAUGAGCCGCCGCCCUUUAUGUGCCCUGGGAAUGACGACACAUGUGUACCUAAUCUAAAAAAAGAAGAGAUUUUCCGAGACCCUAGUGCCAGACGUGAGAUCGCCAAACUUAGUGUGUUCUGUCCAAAUAAGGAGCAGGGUUGUACACAAGAAAUGCAAUGGAAACAACAAGAGGAGCAUAAACUGGGCUGCGAGUACACAUCUCUGCAGUGUAGCUAUGUAAAUAACGGAUGUGAAACGAGAACCAUCAAAAAGAACCUUGAGGAACAUCUACAGGGGUGUGAAUACAGAAACGUGCCAUGUUCCUACUGUAAGGAGGAUAUCAUCUUCAAUCAAAAACAGGACCAUGAAUCAAAUCAGUGUAUGAGGUACCCUAUUGCCUGUCCUAACAAUUGUGGUAUGGAGGACCGACCACGAGAAGAACUGAAGGACCAUACACCAGAUUGCCCUAACAGACCAUUUCAUUGUAAGUUUAGAAAUGUUGGCUGUGAUUUUAAAGGUUUAAAAGAAGAUGUGACGGAGCACGAACAGGGGUCAGUUGACCAUCACCUACAGUUGACCACUGUGUAUACGGCCAGUGUUGACCUCCAGAGUAUGGAGAUUCGGAGAGAACUUCAAGAUAUGUCAGAAAGUCAAGGAAAUUUCAAAAAGACCGUUGACCAGUGUCUUUCUGCAGUGACCAGCUUGAGAGAGGGAAUGGAAGCCAGGAAAAAGGCGAUUAAGGAGGUCAAGUUACAAUCUGUUGCCGUCGCCGAACGACUAAUCCACUUGGAGAGAAGAGUUGAGGAUACCGCGAGGAAAGACACGGUAGAUAAACAGGGUAACGAAAUACAGACUCUUCGAGACGGACAGACAAACCUAUCUAACAGGGUGACACGGAUCGAACAGAAUGGCCUGGGCAAUGCUGAUGGAAUGAGCGUGGGAGGUAAUGUUGGUAGCAAAUUACAGACUCAUGAAAGACAGAUUGGAUUAAUGGAUAUUCGUCUAUCUGAAUUAGACUUGAGACUUCAAAUUCAUGAAACAGCUUCUUUUAAUGGUAUGUUGAUUUGGAAAUUACGAGAUUACGCAAGAAGGAAACAAGAGGCAAGAAAUGGAAGGACUCUGUCCCUUUACAGCCAACCUUUUUAUACCAGUCAAUUUGGCUACAAAAUGUGUGCUCGUGUCUACCUCAAUGGCGACGGUAUGGGGAAAGGUACUCACGUGUCAUUGUUCUUUGUGGUGAUGAGAGGCGACUUCGACUCUCUACUUCCGUGGCCGUUCCAACAGAAGGUCACCCUGAUGUUACUUGACCAGGACACAGGAAAACAUAAAUUGUCGGACUCAUUCAAACCUGACCCUAACAGCAAUAGCUUCAGAAAACCACAGACCGAGAUGAAUAUUGCGUCAGGAUGUCCUGUAUUUGUUUCUCAGGCCGUGCUUGAAACAAAAACCUACCUCCAAGAAGAUACGUUAUUUAUUAAGAUUGAAGUAGACACGAAUGGCAUCAAUCCGCCAUAAUCUUAGAUCACCACUUAUUCUAAAACCGAUGUUGUCUAGUAGCCAUCAAGUUGUAUAAGAUAUUUAUAUAAUUCUUUGUUUGCUGGAUUAGAUUGCCUGUUUUCAUACCUCAAAGGACGACGACCUAGUCUAAGCUGUGGUUUGAUACUUUUACAUUGUAUAAGUUUACAUUGGUUUAUUAUUGUUUUAUUUGUGUUGAUUAUUUGUAUAUGAAAUACUAUACUUUUUAAAUAACCAAAGAAUAAACAGUUUUAC
Messenger RNA from Mizuhopecten yessoensis (Yesso scallop), 2041 nucleotides. Its product is annotated as TNF receptor-associated factor 3-like. Gene Ontology annotation, biological process: tumor necrosis factor-mediated signaling pathway; protein K63-linked ubiquitination; regulation of canonical NF-kappaB signal transduction. The record is from RefSeq and is a predicted model, not a curated record. Gene Ontology annotation, molecular function: zinc ion binding; protein binding. The transcript is spliced from 11 exons. Gene Ontology annotation, cellular component: plasma membrane signaling receptor complex. The coding region runs from base 110 to 1786 and encodes 558 amino acids. Lineage: Eukaryota; Metazoa; Mollusca; Bivalvia; Pectinida; Pectinidae.